Messenger RNA from Anopheles nili, 2025 nucleotides. RefSeq lists its product as uncharacterized. The record is from RefSeq and is a predicted model, not a curated record. Bases 1 to 1977 code for a protein of 658 amino acids. The transcript is spliced from 6 exons. NCBI's taxonomy places the organism in Eukaryota, Metazoa, Arthropoda, Insecta, Diptera, Culicidae.
AUGGGGCGCCAAAAGCAUCGCUACUAUGAACCCACGGUGAGAUCCCGUGGCUCCCAAUAUCUGGAUUGGAAUGUUUUUGUGUCGGAGCCGGACAUACCUCGAUUAAGAAGAAGAACCGGAAGCUGGUGGUACACGCCGGAACGUAUAUCCGUGAAGCAUCCGCACGAAUACAUAACGGUAGAUGAGCUAAAUUGUUACCGGAAGCGGCAGUUCUCGCAAGCCCACGCCAGACAUCUUGGAAGUAAUUUCUCACUGUACAACAAAUCGGAACCAUCGCUACCAACGGCCGUGGACGCUCAGCAAACAGAGUACGCCGAUAGAUUCCAGCAUCAGCAACGGGAGGUCUGCAAUCGUGCAGUUCCACUUAAACGUAGCACCUCGCUACAUAUUGUUCCGGGUACGAUGAAGGGACUGUCGGAGAACCACUCAAAGUUUGUCAGCUAUUCGCAGGACACGAUCGUGAAAUCACGACCACCUCCAAUAAGGCCCGAGGAGAGCUUCAAACUGCCCAAUGGUGGAGCCCGGGGAACCGGGCUCGCUAACGCGUCUUCCGAGUAUAAAUCGUCGUUUUUACCAUACGACUUACUGCCAGAAGGCAUGGACCACAGGUACCGCAAUCGCAGCAAGCGCGGCGAGAAAAGCAAGCAAGAAGACCUGAGUGCCUCGGACUCCAAGUUGCAUAAUAAGGAGCAGCUGACCCGCAGCAAUCUAAGACUGACCGGUGAGGCCACAUUCGAACCGGAGUACAAAAGCCAGUUUGGACUUCCGCUUACGGUUGAUAAGUCACGAUCGACGCCACAACUUAACAACAUUUCGUUCACUGGCAACUUCCGGGAGGCACCGUCUGAGUACAAGGAAUGCUACAAGUACUACGACCACUUCACCAAGAGCGCCCCGAUACGCAAAUUCGACAACCUCAGUCUGCAUGGCACGAUCGAGUUUCGACCGGAGUACAAAGAAAGUUACAGGGAGCUACCGACUGGAGGUGCCAGCGAUCAAUGGCGAUCACAGUGUGUCGUGCAGAAGGACAAUCUGGCGCUUAAGGGCGAAUUUCUUGGUCGUGAACCCGAAUAUAGCUACAGCUUUCGAAAUCCGCAUAUUAAGAACAAACCGGAAAAAGCCAAACCCAAAGACAAUUUUCUAGCAAUGCAGGGUGACAUGGAUUACACCCCAAUGUAUCGCUGCUCUUACAUCGACUAUCCGCGCUCGAGACCCCUGGUGAAGAAACCAGUUUGUAGCAUCAACUUGGAGGACGUAUACGAGAAACCUCCACAACGGCGAUUGAAUCGCCGCACACCAUCCCCGAUCAGAUAUAACAUUCACGCUGCGAGCACCGAAGGUUCAAAGCCAGAUGUGCUGGAAAAUUUCGUCGCUCAGCCUGAGUACCGGAAGGCGCAAAGAGAAUUGAUGAUAAAGAAACGAUCCCCACCGAAAGAAAGGGGAAGUCUGUUAGCUCAAAAAAUACUGCAAGAUAGUAAGCUGUCCACCGAUCCGAAUCAGCCACUUCCCGUAGUGCAUGUGGAGACGGUGACCGGACAUACUAACACCACAACCACCAACAACGACGGUAAUACAACAAGCACAUCGGAUACUCCUGCUGCUGGUGGUAGCACAGUAGUAAAGGACACCAAACAGACCGGACGAACUGGCAGUCCGGUGCAUUUGCCUGUACGGAUAGCAAAGCAUGGCCGACGAGCCAAAUCACCUAUCAUUGCCAUACAACGUGAAAACGAACCGAUCAUCUUCUACAAAGAUCUGCACCGGAAAGGUGAUCACACUGUGCGUAAUCGCACGAGAAUUAUAGAAGCGAAUCCGACGUACCGCAAAACGACUUUUCAACCCACGACGAAACCAUUUAAGAAACAUGAAAAACUGAAAACAGGAACGCAAUCAUUCGUCGUACUGAACGCACCCGCGAAGCACCGUUCUACACGAUGGGCGGAACCGGCAACCAUCUAUGAUUCACAUUUCUAUUGAACAAGCGUCCAUCGCUGAUAAUAUCAACGUCUGAUUGUAUCCACACUA